UUCCUCACCCUGGCAGGGGCCCAUGACAGUAUCCAACAGUCCUUUGUGCAGUCGCGCGAAGCAGAGCGCCAGGCUAACGCUUCGACCUUGGCUGUGCCUAGUCCCGUCAGCCAGUCAGCUGCUUCCAGGCGCCGCAUAGAACACCUGAUGACGUCCCGGAGGGAAGCCUUCAAUCGGCAGAACGCGGCCAACCGCCGAGGGCUGGGGGACCUCUCGGCCCGCGUCCGAGGGCUGAGCCUGGAUCAGAUCAACGAGAAGGUCUGUGGGGCCCAGGGAGAUACUCCCUGCGCCCUCGAUUCCUGUGGAGGGGCUGGUUGCUAUGAGGAUGGCAGACGUCACUGUGGAGGCCUCCACUGCAACGGAGCCAUAGCCACAGCUGACAACGCCCUGGACCGAGCCCGUUACGUUGAGGAGGAGCUGCAUAAUGCAGUCUCUGAAGUGGAAAGUCUGCUGCAUCAGGUCUCCAAUGCCAAGGCCCGGGCAGCUGAGGCAAAGCAGAGGGCACAGGCAGCCUUGGACCACGCCAAUGCCACUAAAGCUCGGCUGGAGCACUCAAAUAAGGAGCUGCGAGAUCUUAUCCAGCAAGUCAAAGAAUUCCUAAAUCUCGAGGGGGCUGAUCCUGACAGCAUUGCACUGGUGGCUUCCCGUGUGCUGGAGCUCUCCAUCCCAGCAUCCCCUGUGCAGAUCCACCAUCUUGCUGAGGAGAUCAAGGAACGGGUCAGCAGCCUGGCCAACGUGGAUGCUAUCUUGGAUCAAACAGCAGGGGACGUCCGCGUCGCAGGGCAGCUACUACAGGACGCACGCCGGGCCAAUGCUCGGGCAGAGAGUGUAAAAAAUGCAGCUCAAGCAGCGAAAAAGGCUCUUGAUGAUGCCAAACGUGCCCAAAAUGCUGCUGAAAAAGCCAUCAACUCUGCAGACAGCGAUAUCCAGCACACAAACACAGUUGUUAAUGAGAUUAACAGGAAGACUGCAAAUGCUGAGGUUGAGUUGGCUGCAGCGAAGAAACGGGUGGGCCAUCUUGACAGGCAAGUGGAUGUUCUCAAAAUGAAGCGGGCCAGUAACAUCCUGGCAGCCACCCAAGCAGAAGAGACGGCCAGUGCUGCCAAGAACCGAGCUGAGGAAGCUGAACAGGUACUGGAGGGACCGCUGGGUGAUCAAUACCGCACCAUGCAGGAGCUAGUGGAACGCAAAGCUCAGCAUGUAGUGGGGGCCCGAAAGAAAGCAGAGCGCCUGCGAGAUGAGGCCAAAGGGCUUCUGCGCGAUGCUCAUGAAAAACUACGGCGGCUGAGCAAGCUGGAAGAAACAUAUGAAGAAAAUGAGAGACUGCUACAAGACAAAGCAGCCCAGUUGGAUGGGUUGGAAGCCAAGAUGAGAAGCAUCCUGAAAGACAUCAAUGAGCAAAUCCAAAUCUACAACACUUGCCAGUGAUUCCCCAUCACGGGCUCCCCCACGCCCCAUGUGUAAAUCCCACUUACUACCCCCAUCCAUGUGCUUAAAGCAGCACCGUUUUUUGGCUUAGUGUGGCCUAGCUCCAACUACUACAUGGAGCACUGAUUCCUAUGGCCGUUCCUUCUCAGUAUCUCUUGAUAUAGCAGCAUCACUCGGCUCACAACCUCCAUUGUAUCACAAAACACAACACUGCCCCAUAACAUCCUUGUGAGACUGCUAACAGCCAGCACUGGGAAUGUCAGCCUGGCGGUCCUUGGUGCUUUUCUGUUUUUAUGCUAUUCAUAUUUUCAGUGUUUCACACACAGUAGUGUAGGAAUCUCCUUCCAAAGCAAUGGAGGCCAAAAAGAGAGAAGGAUGGCCUAAGAAUGGAUCAGAUGAGGUAGUUACGCUGGCAUGUAUGCUUCACAUGACCUGUCCCAACCAGAAUGGCUUACAUGUGUGGGAAAAUAAAGACCCAAAGUGGCAGUGCUUUUUGCAUCCUAUUAUCUUGUUUCUUUGUCUGUUUAAAGCGAGCUUCAGUUCUCACAACUGAUU
This is a messenger RNA of Python bivittatus (Burmese python), 1983 nucleotides long. NCBI's taxonomy places the organism in Eukaryota, Metazoa, Chordata, Lepidosauria, Squamata, Pythonidae. The record is from RefSeq and is a predicted model, not a curated record.